UUUUCUCUGUACCGGAAGAAAAGAAAAGAAGAGAAAAUUCCUUCUCUCCUCUGCUCUCGUCGUCUGUAAAUUUUCCUGGCAAACAAACAAACUCUCGCCUAUCGUAACAAUCCAUAUGUUCUGCAGGGUGUUAGUUUGAAAGAAAUCUCUCUGCACCAAUCCAACGCAGCUCCCUAGAUAAAUAGAAACUUCUCUUCUCCUUCUCCUUCUCCUUCUCCUCGGUGUUUAUCCAGUAGCCUCGAUUUGAGCAAUCAAAAUUCCACUUUGGGCGGCGGAUUACGCUUUCUGGAUCUGGAUUUUGAUCUUCCUCCCCUCCAAUUUUCCUUUUCCUCCUUCCCGGAGCUUGAAAUUUUAGCACAAAGAAGAAGAUGAUGAGAAGGCAGCAGCAGCAAGAUCAGCACUCGCGUGUUUUCUUCGAGCUAUCCACUCUGGUCUUCAACUUGCUUCGUUCCCCACCGACGCCGAUCCCCUUCUCCGACCACUUCCCGACCCCUGCGCCGCCAGCUGUUUCCUCUUCGUCCAGCAGUCGGAGGUCGUCGCAGUUGUCGGCGGCGCAGAUCACGCCGGCGGGGUUCGCGUCGCUGCUACUGGGCGUCUCCCUGUCGCUGAUGCUAUGCGGAUCCCUGACCUUUUUCAUUGGGUUUCUGUUGAUGCCCUGGGUGAUUGGGCUUGUAAUGGUGUUCUAUGUUGCCGGGAUCGUUUCGAUGAUCUCCAUGUUAGGCCGCUCGCUUCUCUGUUACGCUACUGAGCCAUCGCCCUCCCCUGGGAAAGACAGUCCUGAAACUCUCGAGAUCUUGUUCUCUUCUCUUCAUUUUAGCUAUGUUGUGAUUCCUUCGCUGACCGUAGUGAGGCUGAUUAUUGAUUCAGCUGCUUACUACUCUAGCUGGCUGAUAGAGUUGUACGGGUUUGAGAAAUACUGCUUGGAAACUCAUGUGAAGGAAGGGGGCAGUCUGGAGACGUGGAGAAUUGGGUAGCAGCUGCAUAUUGAGCUGCGACAUAAGUCGUCGACCUGGAAAUGGUGCCGCCAUUCGAAUGAAGAGAACAUGUUGGGAUCUGAGGAAUGAAUGCCUUGGCUUUUCUUUUUCUCUCUUGAGUGAUUUGAUGCAGGAACUGUGGAUAUCUGUUUUGGUUUCCUGAUGCACUGUGGAUAUAGCUGCUUCUUCAUGAAUUAGAUAUAGCGAAAAGAAGGGUUCUUUACGUUUUUUCUUUUCUUAAAUGCCCUAAUCAAUCAAUGUACCUCGAGCUCAUAAC
This is a messenger RNA of Linum tenue, 1251 nucleotides long. The record is from the annotation of a GenBank genome assembly. Lineage: Eukaryota; Viridiplantae; Streptophyta; Magnoliopsida; Malpighiales; Linaceae.